GGGCUGCUGACCCACAGGAUCUUGCGGGCGCUUCAGAGCGACGGGGCUGCUGUUGUGCACAGAGAUGAGAGAGCAGAGGGGUUUGUGCUGCUCUCUCCCCAGUUUAAGCAGCGCUGGCGCUUUGUGACUGCACACAUGGGGAAUCUCCAUGCUGUGUUAGACCUGGCAAAGGUAGCUGAUACCCUGCUGUUUGUACUGGAUCCACUUGAUGGCUGGGACAGCACUGGAGAUUACUACCUUUCUUGCCUCUUUGCUCAGGGACUUCCCAGCUAUGCCCUUGCUGUCCUGGGCGUUCCUGAUCUACCACAGAAGAAACAGGCAGAUGCUAAGAAGAAAUUGGGCAAAGCCAUUGAGAAGCGCUUCCCAGAUGCCAAACUCUUCCCCCUGAACACUGAGCAAGAGUCUUUGUUGUUGUUGAGGCAUCUUGCUGCCCAGAAGCAGCGGCACCUUGCUUUCCGUGACAGACGGGCCUACCUGCUUGCCCACAAUGCCGAAUUUGUGCCCAGUCGUGAUAGUGACUUGGUGGGGAACCUGAAGGUAUCUGGCUAUGUUCGGGGAUGGACUCUCAAUGUAAACAGCCUGGUGCAUAUCGUGGGACAUGGAGACUUCCAGAUGAGUCAGGUUGAUGCCCCUCCAGACCCUUUCACUCUAAACCCCAGAGUAGCUAAAGGCCAGCAGAAGAAGGGCCAGGACAUGGAAAUACAGGAUGAUUCUGUAAACGGUGUAAAACAGCAGCCAUUGCAAUCAGAGGUGAUUCCCGACCCCAUGGAAGGGGAACAGACCUGGCCCACUGAGGAGGAGCUGAAAGAUGCAGAAGGGUCCUUAAAGAAAAGGAGAAAGGUGUUGAAGGUCCCCAAGGGAACAUCCAAUUACCAGGCUGCAUGGAUUGUGGAUGAUGGAGAGGAUGGCAGUGAGGAGGAAGAGGAGGAUGAUAACAUGGAGGACGAAGAUUUGAUGGAAGAAGCUUCCCAGGUUGUGGAAAGCAGUGAGGAGGAAGAGCUUGCAGAGGAGGAGUGUGAGACCAUGACUAUAGCAGAGUCUGCACGGGAUGACCUAUAUGAUGAGAAGGUAGAUGAGGAUGAGGAGCAGAUGUUGGAGAAGUACAGGCAGGAGAGACUGGAUCAAAUGUUCCCAGAUGAGGUGGAUACCCCCCGCAACUUGCCUGCCAGAGUUAGAUUCCAGAAGUACAGAGGACUCAAGAGCUUCCGGACUUCUCCUUGGGAUCCUAAAGAGAAUCUCCCCAGGGAUUAUGCCAGGAUCUUCCAGUUCCAGGACUUCUCCCGAACCAGGAAGCACGUCUUCCGGCAGCUAGAGAAAGAGGAAACUGAAGGGGCUAUGGUGGGCUGGUAUGUUACGCUUCACAUCUGCAGUGUUCCUAUCUCAGUGAUGGAGAGUUUCAGGCAGGGGAUGCCUAUGGUCCUGUUCUCACUGCUUCCCCAUGAGCAGAAGAUGUCUGUGCUGAACUUUGUGGUGAGGCGGCACCUGGGCAACAGCGAUACCGUGAAAGCCAAGGAGGAGUUGAUCUUCCAUUGUGGAUUCAGGCGCUUCCGCGCCUCCCCCCUCUACUCCCAGCAUAGCUCAGCUGAUAAGCACAAGUUGGAGCAUUUCCUGCGGCCUGAUGCAGCCCUUGUGGCGACUGUUUACGCACCCAUCGCUUUCCCCCCUGCCUCAGUGCUGCUGUUUAAACAGAGGAGUAAUGGAAUGCAUGACCUCAUUGCCACAGGAUCUCUGCUCUCCGUGGAUCCAGACAGAAUCAUCAUCAAGCGGCUAGUGCUCAGUGGUCACCCUUUUAAAAUCUUCAGCAAGACUGCUGUAGUGCGGUACAUGUUCUUUAACAGAGAGGAUGUGCUGUGGUUUAAGCCAGUGGAGCUGAGGACCAAGUGGGGCCGCAGAGGACACAUCACAGAGCCACUAGGGACUCAUGGUCACAUGAAGUGCCAUUUUGAUGGGCAGCUGAAAUCCCAGGACACAGUGCUGCUGAAUCUGUACAAACGGGUCUUCCCUAAAUGGACCUAUGACCCACAUGUGCCGGAGCCGGUACCGUGGGCAAGAAAUGAACAGCAGCUCUUCAUGCAGGAGCUGGAGAUGGAAUAGCCCUCUGGGCCUAGCAUGGUUGCUGUAGUUCACACUGCCUAUACCCCAUGUGGGUGCUUGGCUUUUCCAAACCUCAGGAGAAGUAGGGAGAAUUAUCCUGGAUUUGUGGGUACUGUGCCUUUCCUGAGUGUGUCCAGUUUCACUGGCUGCUGCAUCAUCACAGCUGCCUAUGUCCUAGCCUCCACUGUGUCAGUUUAUUUCAGUGGUAAAUAUUUCUUCACACCAAUUAAAGUCCGAGUGCCCAGCUUUCUUGAGGUGGUGGAAGGGAGAAGCUGGACUGAGUCAUUGUGCAGUA
Molecule: messenger RNA, 2389 nt
Organism: Pelodiscus sinensis (Chinese soft-shelled turtle)
Lineage: Eukaryota; Metazoa; Chordata; Testudines; Trionychidae
Source: RefSeq, a predicted model, not a curated record